AGGUCUGUUAAAACAAAACACAUCAGUUUCAAAUACACGGUCUUAACAAACACUAGUUGUUUAAGCCAACAAACUACCAACGAAAUCCAAACCAACUCUUAUCAAAAAUAUCAACCUUAAAAAUGUUCUCCUCAAAAACUGUAGUCAUUGCUGUAGCAAUCAUUGCCAUUAGCUGUUGCCUAAUUGAAGUCAGUCAGGCCUUACCUUCCAUUGGACACUACGGCAAACGUUUUGACACCAUGUCGGGCAUUGAUUUCAUUCAAAUUUGUUUGAAUAACUGUGCCCAAUGUAAGAAAAUGUUUGGCGAUUACUUCCAAGGUCAAACCUGUGCUGAAUCCUGUCUGAAAUUCAAGGGCAAAGCUAUACCCGAUUGUGAAGAUAUUGGCUCCAUAGCUCCUUUCCUAAAUGCUUUGGAAUAAAUAGAGAGAAAACAAGGUUGAUUUGUUGAUAUGAUGAAAUGUGAUAAUAUCCUACCUAACGAUAACGAUAAUGAUGAAAACGAUACUUAA
Messenger RNA from Calliphora vicina (urban bluebottle blowfly), 509 nucleotides. It is a transcript of the gene Eh, whose product is annotated as Eclosion hormone. The record is from RefSeq and is a predicted model, not a curated record. The transcript has 3 exons. Gene Ontology annotation, molecular function: ecdysis-triggering hormone activity. Lineage: Eukaryota; Metazoa; Arthropoda; Insecta; Diptera; Calliphoridae. The coding region runs from base 123 to 419 and encodes 98 amino acids. Gene Ontology annotation, biological process: ecdysis, chitin-based cuticle; neuropeptide signaling pathway.